UUCCCGCGCUUUUCACACGCGUCGAAACACAACAAACGAAACAAGAGGCGGAAUAAAAUCAGAGAGUGAAUUUAAUUUAUUUAUAAAUAUAUAUUGCCUGCCUAAAGCGCUAUGGAUAAUCCAAGUUCACCGCCACCGAAUACUCCAAGCGAUGUAAUUGAUCGCAGAGCCACCAUGACCUCACCCGUGGGAGAUUUCGAACCAUUUGAGAAUGAGGAUGAGAUUCUUGGCGAUCAGACUGUGCGAGAUGAGGCAGAGGAGGAAGAUGGCGAGGAACUGUUUGGUGACAACAUGGAGAAUGAUUAUCGUCCCAUGCCAGAGCUGGAUCACUAUGAUCCCGCUAUGCUGGACGAUGAGGAGGAUUUCUCAGAGAUUUCACAGGCCGAUCGUUUCGCAGCCGAGUCGGAGAUGCGUAAGCGAGAUCGGGCUGCUGGCAUACACCGCGAUGAUCGUGAUGUGGGCUUUGGUCAGUCCGAUGAUGAGGAUGAUGUUGGACCAAGGGCCAAGCGGCGGGCAGGAGAGAAAGCCGCUGUUGGCGAAGUGGAAGAUGCCGAAAUGAUUGAAUCCAUUGAGAAUUUGGAAGAUACCAAGGGUCACUCCACAAAGGAGUGGGUCAGCAUGUUGGGACCUCGCACCGAAAUCGCUAAUCGUUUCCAAUCGUUCCUCCGCACCUUCGUGGAUGAACGUGGUGCCUACACCUAUCGAGAUCGGAUUCGUCGCAUGUGCGAACAGAACAAAUCCUCGUUUGUUGUAUCAUACACUGAUCUGGCCAAUAAAGAGCAUGUGUUGGCAUACUUUCUGCCCGAGGCUCCCUUCCAAAUGCUCGAGAUCUUCGACAAGGUGGCCAAAGAAAUGGUUUUGUCCAUUUUUCCCACAUACGAACGUGUGACCACAGAGAUUCAUGUGCGAAUUUCCGAGCUGCCGUUGAUCGAGGAGCUGCGAACAUUCCGCAAACUGCAUCUUAAUCAACUGGUUCGUACCCUGGGCGUGGUGACGGCCACCACGGGUGUGUUGCCUCAAUUAUCGGUGAUCAAAUACGAUUGUGUCAAGUGUGGCUAUGUGUUGGGUCCAUUUGUGCAGUCCCAGAAUUCUGAAGUAAAGCCAGGCUCCUGCCCCGAAUGCCAGAGCUUUGGUCCCUUCUCCAUCAACAUGGAACAGACACUGUAUCGUAAUUAUCAGAAGAUCACACUACAAGAAUCUCCUGGACGAAUACCUGCUGGACGUAUACCACGUAGCAAGGAUUGCAUCUUGCUGGCGGAUCUGUGUGACCAGUGUAAGCCAGGCGACGAAUUGGAAGUCACUGGCAUCUAUACCAACAACUAUGAUGGAUCUCUUAAUACGGAUCAGGGUUUCCCUGUCUUUGCCACUGUGAUUAUAGCCAAUCAUGUGGUCGUAAAAGACUCCAAGCAGGUGGUGCAGUCCCUUACCGACGAGGAUAUAGCCACAAUUCAGAAACUAAGCAAAGAUCCGCGCAUCGCUGAGCGAGUUGUGGCCUCCAUGGCGCCCUCCAUCUAUGGGCAUGACUAUAUAAAGCGAGCCUUGGCGCUGGCCCUCUUUGGCGGCGAGUCCAAAAAUCCUGGUGAGAAGCAUAAGGUGCGUGGCGAUAUCAAUUUGCUGAUCUGCGGUGAUCCCGGUACGGCCAAGUCGCAGUUCCUCAAGUACACUGAAAAGAUAGCCCCUCGAGCUGUUUUCACCACUGGCCAAGGAGCCAGCGCUGUGGGUCUCACAGCCUAUGUUCGACGCAAUCCCGUCUCUAAGGAGUGGACCCUGGAGGCAGGAGCUCUGGUCCUGGCCGAUCAAGGCGUCUGUCUAAUCGACGAGUUUGACAAAAUGAACGACCAGGAUCGUACCUCCAUACACGAGGCCAUGGAACAGCAGUCAAUAUCCAUUUCCAAGGCAGGCAUUGUUACCUCACUGCAGGCACGCUGCACGGUAAUAGCCGCUGCCAAUCCUAUUGGUGGUCGCUAUGAUCCUUCGAUGACCUUUUCGGAGAAUGUUAAUCUUUCGGAGCCCAUUCUAUCGCGUUUCGAUAUUUUGUGUGUGGUAAAAGAUGAAUUCGAUCCUAUGCAGGAUCAGCAAUUGGCCAAAUUCGUGGUCCAUUCGCAUAUGAAACAUCAUCCCAGCGAGGAGGAGGUCCCUGAAAUCGAUGAACCACAAUUAAAGAGUGUCGAUGAGAUUCCCCAGGAUUUGCUGCGUCAAUAUAUUGUCUAUGCCAAGGAGAAUAUAAGACCAAAGCUUACGAAUAUUGAUGAAGAUAAGAUUGCCAAAAUGUAUGCACAAUUGCGCCAGGAAUCCUUUGCCACCGGUUCGUUACCCAUCACUGUGCGUCACAUAGAGAGUGUCAUCCGAAUGUCCGAGGCUCAUGCUCGCUUGCAUCUGCGCGAGAAUGUCCUGGAGGCUGAUGUCAGCAUGGCCAUACGCAUGAUGCUAGAGAGUUUCAUUGAGGCUCAAAAGUUCAGCGUCAUGAAAAAGAUGCGCAACACAUUCCAAAAGUAUUUGGCCUUCCAGAAGGAUCAUUCCGAACUGCUGUUCUUCAUACUCCGUCAACUGACAUUGGAUCAGUUGGCCUACAUUCGUUGCAAGGAUGGUCCCAGUGCCACACAUGUGGAGAUUAUGGAGCGAGAUUUGAUCGAACGGGCCAAGCAGCUGGAUAUCAGCAAUCUUAAGCCAUUCUAUGAAUCUGAACUAUUCCGUUCGAAUGGUUUCUCAUACGAUCCCAAGCGUCGUACCAUUCUUCAGAUUGUUGUUGAUGGCAACACCGCCUAAGAAGAUGUCCUAAUCCCUAAGAAUCGUCUGUUCUCAUCUCAUUUAGUUUCUGUAUGUUUGUUUUGUUAAUCCUCACGCUAAAUCCAUCAAUCAUUUAAUAUUUAAUUUAAUAAAUUGAGUAAAAAUA
Drosophila willistoni is the source of this 2893-nucleotide messenger RNA. RefSeq names its product DNA replication licensing factor Mcm2 (gene Mcm2). The coding region runs from base 112 to 2766 and encodes 884 amino acids. Gene Ontology annotation, molecular function: single-stranded DNA helicase activity; single-stranded DNA binding; ATP binding. Gene Ontology annotation, cellular component: MCM complex; nucleus. The record is from RefSeq and is a predicted model, not a curated record. Lineage: Eukaryota; Metazoa; Arthropoda; Insecta; Diptera; Drosophilidae. Gene Ontology annotation, biological process: mitotic DNA replication initiation; DNA replication; double-strand break repair via break-induced replication. The transcript is spliced from 2 exons.